GCGCUCUCUCUCACUCUCGCUCGCUCUAUCUGCUCCUUGUGGCUGAGAGAGGCUCAUGUUUCUCACUCUCUCUCUCUCUCUUCCUACACUGCCAGCCCCUGAUGUGAUGGCGAAGAAACCCCGUUGACAAGGCACUGCUUUUUCAUGACGGCAAAAGGGCUAUGUUUCGUAAAUCUGUCUUUCGUUGCAGAUUAUUCUUGAUCACAAUGGACUGGUUUCAAUUAUUGGAACAUGGAGUCACCUAUAGAUGGAAACAACAGAAGUUAUGUUAAAACUUUGGAAAAUAAGCUAACAUGGAUGAUGACUCUGGUCUUCUUGAUUUCAUUGGUGACACCCAAGAACUGAAUUUCUUUUGGCAUGGAUCUGGAAAUAAAACCGUUGAUGAAGAACUAACAAGUACAUCUCUUUCUGCUCCUAACACAAAUUCCAUAUUCAGCAGUGGUAGUCAUGCUGAUCCCAAAUCGUCAAUCAAAGGUGUGCAUAACCAAGCAGCAGAAGGCCAUAACGAUGGAUUACAGUCUUUAAGCAGUCUUCAUUUUCUUGAUGAUGAACUUGAAACCUCCCCUAUUCAUGAUAUCAAUGAAGACCAACCCUUUGACAUUCUUCAAAAAUCACUGCAAGUGGCCAAUAUCACCGAACAGACAUUGGCAGAAGAGGCUUAUCUGGACGACAGUGUAGUCUCCAGUCAACAUUUUGCAACUGCUUCAGUUCAUUCGCAUUCAUCCUCAUCCUUUACUCAGGCUACAAGUAUCCCUAAUUACUCAGGUCAAACACUGCAUUCAGUAGGAGUGCCUCUUGUGCAGCAGCAAGUAGGCACAUCAUUUAGAAGCAAUACAGUAGGUGUUCAGCACGGUUUUAUGCAACAUGUAGGAAUUAUUCCUAGCCAACAUAUUCCCAGUAGUAACCAAAAUUCUUCUGGACAGAUUCAUCUAAUUGGUUCUAUUAAUAAUCAGCCUCCAGUGAUGGCUAUUAAUAACGUAGAUGGAUCACAAAUAAUACUCAAAAGUGGACAACAAAUGCCUGCAAAUUCUAGUGGGGGAUCAUUUGUUCGACAGAAUGGAAAUGCAAUGUUUGGAAGCCCUGAUUCCAGCCCAGCAGGGCAUCCUGUCGCAGUUACAUCUUGUGGAAGUAACUUUCAAACCUCUUUACCUGUUCAUAACAUUAUUAUACACAGAGGCUCUGUCCCUAAUGCUAAUAAAAUGCCUAUUAACAUUCAGCCAAAGCCUGUACAAGCUGGACAGAUACCAUAUAAUGUGAAUAAUUUAGGUAUGCAACAACAUCAUGUGCAUCAAGGGAUUCCCUUUUCUUCUGCUAAUUCCCCACAAAGUUCAGCAGUUAGCCAGCAACUGCCUGUUCAUCAGCAAAACCCUCAGAAACCAGUAGGUCAACAACCUGGAAGCAGCAUUGUCAUCCAUUCUCCAAUGGGGCAAGCACAUGGGCAUACCAACCAGUUUGUUAUACCUGCAGGUCUUUCUGUAAAUUCUAAUCCAGUACAACACAUUCAGUCCAUAAAUACACAACUUGUACAGACCCAGACAGCCCAUCUUGGUCCUCAUCAAGUAUCUGCAGACCAUGUAAUGCUUAGUGGAAACAUAGCUAAUAUGGUUAGGCCUAGUCAGCCAUAUUCUGGGCAAAUGCUAAAUAGUCAAGGGACAGCCGUGCAGCUUAUUUCUGGUCAGACAUUCACUGGACCCAGUGGACAAUUUAUUGUUAACCAUGGAACGUCUCAUAUUGUUGGAGGACAGAUGUCACAAGUAUCACCUACAGUUUUACACUUGUCACCGAGUCCGGGUAGUAACACUCAAAGUAGAUCAACUUUUCCUUCAUUGCCACAUAGCAACCCCAACAUGUCUUCUUCGGGUCGUUUCACUGUGUUAAGUUCUGGAACUGUAAUUCAAAGCAUGGGACCAUCCUUUCACACUUCUACAGGCGAUCAGCAACAAAGCAGAAGCCAUUCUGGAAUAAGUGAAUCUCAUGUUCAAACCUCAACUGGCCAGCCUGCUAACAUUUUUAGCUCCACGUCUGGCUCUCAACAUACAUUUUCCUGUGGACAGGCCCAGAAAGAAGUUAUGGACCACGUGUCUCCUGUUUCAUCACUGAAUAACCAGGAAAACAGCAGACAACACCAGCUGUGUACCACCUCACUAGCAGGGCACCACUCUGGAAGCAAACAGAUGCAUUACACUGUAUCGCCUGCACAACCACAAGAAAAUAUAGCUGGGACACAACUGCGACCUGUGGAGGUUGAUGGACGUUCAGGAGUAAUGAAGAUGUCUGGUCCUAGGCAGCUUAGAAAAGCAUCUUUAAUCCUUCAGCGAUUACACAAGGAUCAGCAGCAUGCUGUUUUUCUAGAUAAAAACCCAUUUGAGUCUUUGAGUGAUGCUGCUGAAAGACUUCUCCCAUACCAUGUGUUCCAAGGAUCACUUCCAACAGAUGAUGAUUUGAAAAAAGUGGACAAUGAAUUUGAGUCUGCUUCAAUACAUCUUCUAAAGAAGACACAGUCAAUGCUGAACAAGUAUCGCUUGUUGCUGUUGGAAGAUGCAAUGAGGAUAAAUCCUUCGGCGGAGGUUGUAAUGUUGGACAGAAUAUUUAAUCAGGAAGAAAGAGCUACCCUAACAUGUGAAAAAAGAUUUGCACUGGUUGAUCCAGAUGGCUACUUGUCAGAAUUUUGUUGUUCAUCCAAAUAUCAAGAAGAGUCUAUGGCUGAAACGCUGCUUGCUGAGCUUGAUGUAAAUUCCAGCAAAACUGUAGCAAAUUGGUGUCAAAACCUUAGAGAUAAAAAAGACCGAAAUGAUUUAACUGAAUCCAGCAGAAAUGAUAUUAUUGGCCUUGUACCUGAUAGCGUAACACCACAGAUACCCAAUGCUCCAUCAUUAAAAAAAGAGGAGGUUUGUAAAGAUGGGAAGCUAAAGAAAAUAGGCGUCUCUCCAAGAAAACAUCAGCUUGGUGAAGGAUGCAGGCAACAUCCUUUAGGAUUAUGUAAAGUAUCAGAGGAAGAAGACAAUCCUAAAGGUCCUAAAAGACCCAAGCUAAUUUCUGAAGGAACAAUGGGAACAGCAGAAGAGAAGUGUCUCCAAGCUACAACUUCAGGACCAUCUGCAAGAAAUUAUAAUUCACCUUCGAGCAUUUUAGGUCGAUCUGAUCCAAAUGUGAAAAGCUUAAUACACAGUUCAAAAACAAACGUGUUGGACCAGAAAUUAACAGAAAAGCACUUAGAGAACAAACCUGGUGGAAGCAGUUCAAGACAAACAAAGUUUUUGAAAAGCUCACCCACCGCAUCCAAUGAAAACUUUGUGGACAAACGAUUUUCAGAUACCCGAGAGAGUGUAUCAGAAACAGAUUCAGUUUUAGAAGCAGCUGUAAAUAGCAUCUUAGAGUGCUGAGAGAGAUUUUUUUCUUCUCCUGAAGGAAAACCUGCAUAAAAUGCGACUCAAGAGCAAUAGUUACUGUAUCCAUAAAUGGGCCCUCGAAAGCUGGGCUAUUUGCUAAAAGCAUCAUUUUAGUGCUCACCUGCUCUGCUUCAACGUUUAUGAGCACGCCUGCCAUAGACAAUCAGGAUGGAUAUAGAACUACAAAUCUAUUUUUUUUUUGUUGUUUUUUUUUUUUAGGUAUACAUUAAUUAAAAUCAAAUUGAUUUAAUUUUAUUUUGUUCUUCUUAAAAGCUGCAAUCUUCUCAAAAGCAACAAAUACAAGCACUUUUCAUUUUUUGUUGAGGAAUAGCAGCUGUGGAUAGAAAGGUACCAUUACAUUACCUGUGAAGGAUACCAAAAGAGUAGUCUCCAUUGUCGAGUCACUUCAUUCUCAUGGGUCAGAAAGGCAACAAAUACCAUAGAGCAAAUUCUUUUCUAUCGCAUUCCUCAGAAUAGUUCAGUACUAAUUAGGUCCAUUUAGCUCCAUUUACGUCCAUUCAGUUGCACAAACUGAAAAUACUGCAGCUUUAUAGAAAUAAUUGAAUGUUGUGCUUUUGCUGGGAAAAAUAUUUUUUAUCUUUUAAACCAUUGUCAGCAGCUUGAAACAGAACAGAGCCAGAGCCUCUCAGUUGAUGCGUAAUGUAUGUCUUUUUUUUAAUCAAUGUUAUUGGUUGUAUGGUUAGGAAUCAUUUUUAGUUACAAUAACAAGAGUCAGUGGCAAACAUAAAAACAUCUACGUUACCAAAUUUCACUGUGGUAUGGAAUAUUUGGGGUCAGUUGAAUGGUUACUAAUCUGGCCUUAACCAAGUGCAUUUAAGGAAAUAUGAUUGUCAGCAAUCCAAAGACCCAGAGAUAAAAUUGUGCUGCUGUUACAUUCCAUAUUUAGAUACUGAAUAGUACCCAAUAUAUGCUUUGUGCUAUUUUCAUUUGGCAUAAUUACAUUUAGGGUCUUUGUCCUACUGCAGUGGAUUCAUUGGCCCAAUGUAGAUAAAUCACCCACUGUAGCUAGAGUAUACAGUUCACAUUAAAUUAUCACCAUGCAAUACUUUAAAUUCACCACAUUAAAGAUAUGCACAGCUGCACAUUCAGUUGGUUGCCCCCUUCAAAACAGAGUAGCAACAGGUUUAUAAGCCCCAGUGCAUAAUAUGUUCGUGUUGCUCUCAAACACAAAUGCCCUAUCUAUUUUAAUACAUUAAAAAUCGUGACCCUUUGCUCAUUCUCAAAGCACAUUGUGGCAGGGGCAAGUUUGGGAAUGAAUAGGGUGCAGGACAGGGCCCUAUGUGCCUCCCAUUGCUAGGCCUUUAUGAAUACAGAGCUACUAAAUCCCUCUACAACUGUGUAAAAAAACAUAGCGGCUUGGUAAAUGCGACUUCUGACCACUGGGCAAUACUAAUACUAUAAUACCCAUAACUCAUUCCUGCAUUUUUGUUGUUCUUACAUUUAAAGCAGGCAUUACAUGAAGUAGUAUGGUUGGUAAGUUUGGUAACAGUUAAGUUACCCAACAGCCCCAGGGCAAAAGAUUUCAUAUACCUUCAUGUGAUACCGCUACACUGCAGUUGGUUAAUGGCCAAUAGAGAACCUGGAAUUAACUAGACUUUCUUCUUGCUUCCCAUGUGAGCGAUAAAAGUGCCAGGAUUCACAAGAUUAAAAUCUGCACUUCCUAUGAAAAACCAUUUAUACUUCAUUGCCUAAAAGCUGUCUAUUUUAUUAGUGUGCACAACUGUACUCACAAGGAAACAAGUUGGGUGGACAAACAGAAAAGAGACAUAAAUAUGUACAUCCAUUUAUUCACACAUGGCAAAUGGCGUCAAUGGUCAGUAUGUAAAAUUUCAAAUCUUUAAUGGAAUAUUUUAAAGGCACCACGGCCCCAGUUAGUGAUUUCUGGAUACAUACUGACAUUAGGGGACCAGCUAGAGGUCUCGCCAUUAGGAGAGACGUACAUAAAUAAAUGCAGCACUCAUGUAAAAAAAGUAGCGACUUAAGACAUUUUGACGCCUAAGAGGUGGACGCAAGAUGUCUCACAUGCCGUGCCUGACUGGGACUGCCCAUUCUUCUCCUGUUUUGCACAUUCUUAAGUUUAUCAUUCUCGUAAAGUGGAUUGGCAACAUAAUUUUAAUAACUACAAAUUAUAUAUCUGGUCUGUUCAUUUUUAUAAAUUAACCUAGAUCAUCAUUAGUUCACACCAGGGGUGUCUAGCUAUUGUCUAAAUUAAAUUCCUGAUAUCCUUAGCCUAGAGCUUUAUGGAGCACUAGCCCAGUUAAAAUCACCUAAUGUAGCUAGCUGCCCUUAGGCAACAGAUUCAAGUGCUAGGGCUAGGAAGGCAUUUGCCUUUAAAAAAUUCUAUUAACAUUUAUAAGGUAACAGCAUAUUUCACUGUAGUGUACACUUCAGUAUAGAGGUUAAGUCAUCUCUAUGCUUGAAACUACAUAUCCUGUGACCCCUGACAAGUUAACUAAGAUAGUUUCAUUAACUGCUAUAAAACGCUAUACUCAAAUCUAAUUAGGAUACAAGUGCUAUAUAGAUACUUUCUACUGCCUUCUUACUAGAAAGAAUGGCACACUCCAUAUAAACACAGAGAAAUAAGAGGGGUGGUUAAUGGACUAGUCAAGGAACAAGAACUGAGGUUAAUGGACUAGUCAAGAAACAGGAGUGGAGGAUAAUGGACUAGUUAAGGAAACAGAGGAAGUACUUAGUUUACCGAACUUUCCAUAGGUGCUGCAAUAUGAACUAUAUAAAGUAGUUAUUGUAGAAAUCUCAAACUCUGGUGGUGGGCUUUACCUAUAUUGUUCUUCCCAAUACUGUUACGAGAGAGGUACCCAGACUUUAUUGAUGUGUGGUCUACUUUUAGCAAAGUUUUUACAUUUGGACUUUCCACCUCAAAUCUUACAUUACAAUAGAAACUGUUGUUGUAUUUGGAUUUUAUAGAAAUUCCAAACAAGUCAAAUAAGGCAGCCCAGUAGAUUAGCUGGACUGCUGAUCUACUGGUCACCAACUGAAGAGCUACUAGUAGAUCACAAUCUAAAUUUGGGGUACCCCUGCAAGACUAGAUGGACACUUAUAAAGACAGUAGUAUACAAUAUACAUCAGCAUAUGUACUUAGUAAUAGGUAAGGUCUAUAACAUUUUAGAUAGAUAUGUUAGAGAUUGUAAAAUGCGGUUACAGUUUGAAGGCUAGUGUUUUAAAGUAAAUCAAACAAGAAACUAAAUCAAUAAUGGCCACAAUUUCCCUCCACCAACACUUAUUUUUGUGUUAAGCAGUGCUUCUCAAAUUGCAGAGCAAAAACAUCAACAAAAGUCUCAUAUAAUAUCAAAAUAAUAUUUCUUUGGGGGGAAAAAUGUUUGAAUUUUGAAUUGUCACUGGUGGUUUUGCUGUUUUUUGUACCCACUUAACUUUGUCACCAUUCUCACUAAUUGCAAGCACAAUGGUUUAAAAUGAAUUCCUCAAAAAUCUGACCGGAUAAUGUGGUGGUGUGGGGCAUACAUUUUGCAUUUCAAGUUAUGGACAAAAAUACCUUUUGGGAGACUCUGGUGGCAAUCAUUUUAUGUUUGCUCCUGUUUAAUAUGCCACAACAAAAAUGUCUGUAGGAAUUAACUCCCUCAUGUAAUCAUGCAUGUUAAAGCUGUCUAGCUACCAUGUGUUAUUUUGCAGAAGGCCACAGUUUUCUCUAUUAAUUAGUACUGUUGUGAAAAUAAAUAUAACUAACAUUGUUGCAAGCUGCCAUAUAUUAUUCUCUUCAGCAAAUUUCAGACAAUUUUUAUUGCUGCUGGAAUGUGGAAAAUACAUCUUGACCAAGGGCACAUGAAUGAGUAUCAGGCAGAGAUAUUACAAUGUUACACCAGUUUUCUAAUCAUUUAUCUUACUCAGUUUAUACUGAUAUAGCCCUUGUACGUUUAACGACAUAUUGGGGGAUAGGAUGAUGAUAUAUCGGUGAUAGAUUUAGGGUCUUACAGUCUGACAUACCUGAAAGAAUGUAUAUGUGAAUAAGUAAUGUGUGAAACCUUUUUUCAAGGAAGGUCUUUACUUUUUUCUUAUUGUCAUUUUGUUUUAUUUUGUGCCAUUUCUAUGAAAUAAGCUGAUCAACAUUCCCAUUAUUAUGUUUUAAAUAGCAAUCCUUAAUGACAGUUAUACCUAGGUGCCUUGACCUAGAUAAUUGACAAACCUGCCCUUGUUAUUCUAAAAAUGGGAUCCAAAUGGGAUGACUGUCAAGGACCGUGCAAAGCAGCAGUUGUUGGUAGGAAGAAUGGGGUAUAGAGGUCAAGGCAGCAGCAGUCCAGACAGCAGUCAACAAAAGUCCAAAAACUUUGGGGUGACAGUUUAAGAGGCAUUCCCUUACUAUCUAAGGGGCAGAACUUAAUAUAAAUUUACAUUCUGAGUUUAGAGCUUAAUACAUUAAUACUCACCCAUGUUCUAUUUAUUCCUACGAGAACUGUAGAAGCAUAUUUAUCAGUGGGUGAUCAAUUUAUCAGCAUUUGAUAAAUACGCUUCUAAAAACCCCAUAGGAAUGACUAGAACGUGGGUGAAUUUUAAUGUAUUAAGCUCUAAACUCACAUUUUGAUAAAUCUUCCUCAUAGUGUUCAACCGUCUUUGGCUUGGCGCACAUAUGACAUAUUUUACCAGAUCACUGUCCAUGUGCUAAGCCAAAAGCUGAAUGCUGGGAGAGCAGAAAAGAUAGCGCUGGGGAGUGACAUUUGUGUUUAGGGAAACUACAAUUAUAAGAAUUAGAAUUAUAACUUAUCAUUAUAUACAAAUAUAUAGUGGCUGGUCUCCUUUUGGUAAGGCAAAGCCUCCCUAUAUCUUCACUAUUCUCCUCCUAUGAACUCCCUGUUGGGGCCUCACAAAUCGGUACCGCUCAAGUUUUUGCCUUGUGUUAUCAUUUAAAAAAUACCACCAAGGGGCAAAAGGUUGGACAGUCAAAUGUUAUAUACAUAAUGGAGCCCUACAAAGUAUUUUUAGCCUAGGACCCCACAACUACUAAUGCCCUUGUUAUUCAUUGCUGAUAUGUGUCCAGUUUAAACUGGCCAUACAUUGAAAGAUCCGCUUGUUUGGUGAGCCCCAAUACGUCCAUAUUGAGGUGGAUGGGAAUGCAGGCUGUCAGGGCAAGGACUGUAUCAAUGAUCCUUACCCCAGCAGGAAUUCCAAAACUGUCUGAUUGAUAUUUGGACUAUUUCUGACCAGAUAUCGGUUAAGCAGGGUGUGCGAGGGCCCCACACAAGCUUCCAACUUGAUCAGAUGGGGCCAAAUCGGCAGUCUAAAACUGCCGAUGUAUGGCCACCUUUAGUCACAAGGGUACAUGCCUACAACCACAAUUUUGGUCCCUGAUUCAACAUGGUACAUUAUUCAGCACUUGGAGAUAGAUACAGUAAUAUAGAAUUUCUGACUAACUUCAACAUAAAGGUUUCAAGCAAUAUAUAUGUUUGUGUUUGUAAGCGUGUGUAUGUCAUAUUAGUACUACUAACUACUUUACAUGUCAGUGCGGGUGUUUCAGUGCUUGUACCUUACAAGAGACACUUUGGGAGUUAGAAAUCUACCUGUAGGCUAAGAGGCAGGUUUCUUCAUUUUUGUGAGAGGUAUGGUUUGUAAUCACAGUUUAUUUUUGCAGCGAUUUUCAUAUUUAAGAAAAAUCUUGAAUGGCUUAAUCUUCAUCAUGGGAAAAAAACCUGCACAUAAACUAAACCGAUUAUCAGUUUGUUUAAAAGCUGAUGUUAUAAGUCCUGUUGAGUUGUAUGGCAUGGUGUUAGGUGGCAACAAUUUUUUUUUGUUACAAGUUUGAUUUGAUGAAUUGUAAAGAUCAUGGGAGUUGAGGCAUGGCCAUAACCUUCAGUAUGAAUAAAUCUGCUCCUACGUGAUCUUUCAAGUGAACAUGGGUCUAAUUCCUUUUGUACUAAUGCCAACUUGUGGAUCACUCAUCACUUUGCUCCAGCUUCUAACACGUUUAAUUCAUGCUUCCCAAUACAGACCUUAACUUGCGCCAAAACCAGUCCUGCCCCUUUUUUAUAAUCUGUAUUUUAGGUCCACCCUUUAGAAAAAAAACAGAAAGGAUUUGUGUGAUUCAAUAAUUCAUAUCUGAUUAAAUUGACCCUAGUGUGUGCUCUUUGUAGGGACCCAUUGUGAAUCCACUCACUGUAGGACCCACUGGUACAGGGACUAAUGUGAAUGAUGAACAAUCUCUGUAAAGCGCUGCGUAAUAUACCAGUGCUAUAUUAGUGAUGCAUAAUAAUAUCUUAUUGGCUUCUCACUCUGAUCAUUUUGUCUAAACUUUACCCACCUUUUUCGGCACAAAAACAAAGCCUUUUAGCUGCCCUGUUACUGCCAGAUAAUGACAGCAUAUAAGAUCACGUAAGACAUAUAGUGCUAAUUGACACAUACAGUUCAAUGUGAAAAGAAAUCACUGCCUUAUACUGUGCAUUAAGUGUAUUCAUGAUCCGUGUUGUAAUGCUCAGACUGACGCGCUUUCUACCAUGUUUUGUACUUUACCAUUUUGAAUCACGUUUUUUUUUUUUUUAAUAAAUAUACUUUUGAAAUGAUAGCAUAUUUUAUUAGAAAUUUAAAGCUGGCACUUACUGGAGUGGAAAUAGGCAUUUGCUGUAAGCCGCUGCAUAGAAACAGUUUAUUCGACCUUUCUGUUUGUUCAUUUAUUAAGCGUUUUUGCUGAAAAAAAGCAUUUGUUUGCAUAGAAUGUCUCGCAGAUUGCUUUGUAUACAUUUUGUAAAAAUAUUUAUAAAAUGUUUUGUAAAAAAAAAUAUAUAUACAACAAAAAAUAAUGAAUUCCAGUUCCAUUUUGUUAUGUUGGUUAAAUGCUAUUUUAUGACACAAGCUGUGAAUCCACUGUUUAGUUCAUGGUUAGAAAGCUAUUUGGCUGUAAAUUACACAUUAAAAUGACCAAUGCAAUAUAACCAAAUA
This is a messenger RNA of Xenopus tropicalis (tropical clawed frog), 10310 nucleotides long. It is a transcript of the gene bicral, whose product is annotated as BRD4 interacting chromatin remodelling complex associated protein like. The coding region runs from base 294 to 3383 and encodes 1029 amino acids. Gene Ontology annotation, cellular component: nucleus. NCBI's taxonomy places the organism in Eukaryota, Metazoa, Chordata, Amphibia, Anura, Pipidae. The record is from RefSeq and is a predicted model, not a curated record. The transcript has 13 exons.